Molecule: messenger RNA, 2714 nt
Organism: Lagopus muta (rock ptarmigan)
Lineage: Eukaryota; Metazoa; Chordata; Aves; Galliformes; Phasianidae
Gene: C14H5orf24
Product: chromosome 14 C5orf24 homolog
Exons: 2
Coding region: 212-778 (188 amino acids)
Source: RefSeq, a predicted model, not a curated record
GGCAGCUGCGGGUGGCAGCCGGGCCGCCGUGAGCCCCGGCGCCGCGGGCAGCCCCUCGUGCGGCCUUCCUGUCUCGCCCCGUCCCAGUCGAGGGGCCGCGUAUCGUGCUCGAGCCGCCGGCGUUUCCUUCGGCGUUCCCGGCUCUGGUGCUCGCGUCCUGCUUCUCGCUACAGACCCGCCGGCCUGUGGGAUUGCGGUUGGUACGGAUAAAAUGAUGCACCCUGUUGCCAGCAGUAAUGCAGCAUUCUGUGGGACGGGCAAGAGCUCUUGCCUUAACGAAGACAGCGUGAGAGCUGCUGACCAGUUUGACUUGUAUGCCACGCAGCAAAGUAAAUACAGCCACGCAGUGAGCCACAAACCCAUCGCGUGCCAGCGACAAGACGCGCUCAAUGAGUCCCACCUGCAGACCACGAGCAGCAGGAAUAUAGAAACAAAAGAUGAACUAAAGAAAAAGAAAAACCUCAACCGAUCCGGUAAACGUGGGAGGCCAUCAGGGACCACAAAAUCAGCAGGGUACCGAACCAGCACGGGUCGACCCCUGGGGACCACCAAAGCAGCUGGAUUUAAGACAAGUCCAGGCAGACCCUUGGGCACAACUAAAGCAGCAGGAUACAAAGUCAGCCCAGGCAGACCUCCAGGUAGCAUUAAAGCUCAAUCCCGGUUUGCAAAUCUAAGUUAUACUUGUGGCAGUGCAGCUUUUCCUUAUCCUAUGGUGCAUAACAGAGGAGUACAUGCUGCUGGUGAAACUAGCAGCAAACUCAAGCAGCCUAACGAAUGAAAGGAAGGAAUUAGUAACUGCUUACUAAUCUGCUUUACUCUGGAUUUUGGCAUGUUUCUUGCAUUUUAUUGUAGCAUUUGCAUACGUUUGAGUUUCUAGAUUUUAUUUUUACUCAAAUAAUGCCAUAGUCUACGGGUGCAGUUCAGUAACUUUUAAAGCAGUGUCAAGAGGGCACUGGUAUAAAGUCUUUUUUGUUGUUGUUUUUAAGUCACAAUUUAAAAGAAAGUCUGAACUGAGGCAUAGGCCGUGGUGUCUACAACUAUCCUAUAUCACCUAUAUCCAUGUUCCUAGUUUUACGUUCAGUUUUGGGUAAAUCUAGUUUUGUGGUUAUGCAUUAAGUAAUUGAAAGAAGGAGGACAGAAUUAGCUGGCUGCUGGCUCACGAUGGGGCCUAUCUCACCAUAGGGAACUGGUGCAGAUGAGUUCAUACUUGAUAAAGAAAAAGAAACUAUUUGGGACUGUUUAACUUAGAUAAACAGCAGCAGUCUGAAUUCCUGUGCUUUUUUAAAAGGAAUAGAAAGCAAGCUACGUUCUUCACUUCUGCAGGAGCUUCUACAGACCUCAGGCAGAUCCAUAGAAACUUAACAACCAGACCAAAAAAAAAACCAAAAGAAAACAAAAAAAAAAAAACCCCAACCUUCUUUUUUCCAGUGUUUUCUGGAGUUGUAGCAUUAAGUCAAUUUCGAUUAAUGUUCCAAAAAUGUUUUUGAAAAGACAGCAGGAAGCUGAGCGUUGGUGCAGCGCUCUGCAGCGUCACGGCGCCUUAUUCAGCCGAGCUCCUUUGCCUUCAGGUGACAGCUGCUCUUCUUGUUACGCCGGCACAGGAUUCUGCUAUGUAAUUUAGAAAUGCCUAAAUAUAUUUACCAAACCACAGAUAAUUCUUUACGUUUUGAAAUAUUUUAUAAGAAAUUAAGUACUGUUCGUUCUAGUAACGUACUUGGUUAAUCCUAAACAGUACGUCCUUAAUCUGUAAAUAGCUAUUUACACUGGUUUUUGCCUUUAAAAAUCUGUGCUUAGGUGGCGACAGUUUAAUAGCUUUUCAAGUAUUAAUCUAUAAUGUUUACAAAUUAAACUUUUUAAAGAGGCACCGCUGCCAAGUUUUUGGGCUUCGUUUUGCCAGAUAUUCCUGGAAAUACAGUUACUGCAUUGUUGGACACUUAGGCUAUAUUUAAGUUAUGGAACGUUCUAUAUCUACCAAAGGACACCAUUUUCAUGAUUUAUAAAAGCAAACUGUAUAGCUGAUGCAAACAGGAUGCAGUUUACUGCACUGCUAGACCCCAGAGAUGAAGUAAUUCAUAGGAAUUCAUCUAUGCAUGCAAGCUGAAAAAAAAUGUUGUUGGUUGACUAUAAAUACCUUUCUUGACUCAAACUUAAGCCUUCCCUCUUUGCAAAAGAAAUGUUCCAUUUUUCAGCUGGGUGUGUUUAAUUUAAGUGUGGGAGAGCGCAUGUAUGUGUGUAAUGUGCACAUACUUUAAUCUAGUCUUCAAAAAAAGAAAAAAAAAAUCAAUCCUCAAUGUUGCAUAUUGUUUGUUCUAAAUUUACUUUUACUGGAAUCCGAGCUUUUUUUUUUCCACCUGGAAGAAAGUUUCUAUUUAAGCAGUUUGAAGCAAAAUGUGACUUGAUGAUAAAUUUGUAGGCUCGUGCAUCCGGGGAGGGGGUGGAUAUAUAAAGCUUGGCGAUCUGGGGAGUGAAAGAAAUCGGGUUAAUUAGUGCUUAUGCUGGACUGAUAACUUUUGUUAACAUAAAUGCUAUUCUGGCCUGCUGACAUUUUGAUGAGAGCUCUUGAUUUCAGUGAUGACAACUUAAGAAACAGAUGUCAUGUUUCAUACCUUUUUUAUCAGGAAAAAAGCAGCAAGCCUUCAGGUGUUCCAGUGAUGCCUAACACAUAAUGAGCUGGACUUUAUGCUGUACUUUACAUAGGUGUGUUGAAUUGUUUU